Fukomys damarensis (Damara mole-rat) is the source of this 2705-nucleotide messenger RNA. It is a transcript of the gene Rfc3, whose product is annotated as replication factor C subunit 3. Gene Ontology annotation, cellular component: DNA replication factor C complex; nucleus. The record is from RefSeq and is a predicted model, not a curated record. NCBI's taxonomy places the organism in Eukaryota, Metazoa, Chordata, Mammalia, Rodentia, Bathyergidae. The transcript is spliced from 10 exons. Gene Ontology annotation, molecular function: DNA binding; DNA clamp loader activity; ATP hydrolysis activity. Gene Ontology annotation, biological process: DNA repair; DNA-templated DNA replication. The coding region runs from base 253 to 1323 and encodes 356 amino acids.
CUCUCAAAACCAUGGCAUCAUUGUUUUUCUGAUGACAUUGAAUAUGAAAAGCUGAACUACAGUUUCUCUCAAAACCAUGUCAUCCUAUCACCAGUGAGACAGUGUUCUAUGUGGGGAACAUCCUAUUUUGCUGCGCCCGGUAGUGACGUCACGACUUGUAGAAUUAGCGGGAAAACUUGUCUCUGCGUUCCGGCGGAGGGUUUGAGCGCGCGCGGAACUUUCAAGCGUCUGGCCCCGGCAACUUGAGCUGUCAUGAGUCUCUGGGUGGACAAAUACCGGCCCUGCUCCUUAGGACGACUGGACUAUCACAAGGAGCAGGCAGCGCAGCUCCGCAACCUGGUUCAGUGUGGUGACUUUCCUCACCUGUUAGUAUAUGGACCAUCAGGUGCUGGGAAAAAAACAAGGAUUAUGUGUAUUCUACGUGAACUUUAUGGUAUUGGAGUUGAAAAAUUGAGAAUUGAACAUCAAACCAUCACAACACCAUCUAAAAAAAAAAUUGAAAUCAGCACUAUUGCAAGCAAUUACCACCUUGAAGUUAAUCCCAGUGAUGCUGGAAAUAGUGACCGAGUAGUAAUUCAGGAGAUGCUGAAAACAGUGGCACAGUCACAGCAACUUGAAACAAACUCUCAAAGAGAUUUUAAAGUGGUAUUAUUGACAGAAGUUGACAAACUCACUAAAGAUGCUCAACAUGCCUUGCGCAGAACCAUGGAAAAGUAUAUGUCCACCUGCAGAUUGAUCUUGUGCUGCAAUUCUACAUCUAAAGUGAUAUCCCCUAUUCGCAGUAGGUGCCUGGCAGUUCGUGUGCCUGCUCCUAGCAUUGAAGAUAUUUGCCAUGUGUUAUCUACUGUGUGCAAAAAGGAAGGUCUGAAUCUUCCUUCUCAGCUGGCUCAGAGAAUUGCAGAAAAUUCCUGCAGAAAUCUCAGAAAAGCUCUACUUAUGUGUGAAGCCUGCAGAGUACAACAGUAUCCUUUUACUGCAGAUCAAGAAAUCCCUGAGACAGAUUGGGAGGUUUACCUGAGGGAGACAGCAAAUGCUAUUGUCAGUCAGCAGACGCCACAGAGACUUCUUGAAGUUCGUGGAAGGCUGUAUGAACUUCUAACUCACUGUAUUCCUCCUGAGAUAAUAAUGAAGGGCCUGCUCUCAGAACUUUUACAUAAUUGUGAUGGACAACUGAAAGGGGAAGUAGCCCAGAUGGCAGCUUUUUAUGAACAUCGUCUACAACUGGGUAGCAAAGCUAUUUAUCACUUGGAAGCAUUUGUGGCCAAAUUUAUGGCACUUUACAAGAAGUUCAUGGAGGAUGGAUUGGAAAGCAUGAUGUUCUGAUAUCAAUCAGUGAUUCUUCCAAAUUUUUUGCAGAAUCAGCAUCUACAUACAAUUUCUGUUGGGAGAGAUGGGUAAAAUAAAAUACUUAGUUAUAUCUUAUUUGUAUUUUUUAAAAUAUUUCUUUGGUGAAUUACUAAUCAUUAUUUUCUGUGUUAAAUAAUCGCUCCUAUACUGUUUAAAUAUGUUGACGCAACUAGAAAUUCUGUAGAGUCCAGGAAAAUGACUUUUAUUUAUUUUAAACAUUUGUUUAUCAAAUAUGCAUUGUUUGAUCCUCCCAUUCUCUUCUGUCCAAUCUGUCACCUGUUGAGGGAGCUUUGCAGUUGAAGAUUAUUUUUCUAUCCCUCUAGAAUUACAUUUUUUUCAGAGAAUUUAAGAAUUCUAAAAUGUCCUAGCAUGAGUAUAUUUCAGUGAUUUGCACAAGUGUUAGUUACUAAGAAAUAAGCAUUAUUUUAAAUGCUUGGACUCCUGAAGAAUAUUCAUGUAAUUUGACCACUUCUCAGUGUCCAGUGUCCCUUUAAUUUUAUAGUUUAGAAAUUGAUUAGGUAGGUAAAUGUGUGAACUUAGUUUAGAUCUCAUAUUCUUAACUAUCCAGAAUUUCUUACUUUAAUUUCUGAUACCUUGGACCAGACCUGUAACUUUAGGCUAGGAGAGUUCUAUACAGGUUUUCUUUUUUGAACCAGGUCUAUAGAUUUCAUCCAGUAAAGUUACAGAUUUUCCUUAUUCCUUAUACUUUGUCACAUCUAUGACUGUUACCACAAGCAGCUCUGCAUGUAUAAAGGUGCAAUUUUUGCUGACCAAAGGCUGUGGUUUAGAUUUGGUUUUAGUGUGUACCCCAAGGGUUCCUAUAUUGAAAUUUAAUCCCCACUGUGAAAUAUUAAGAGGAGAGAAACAAUCCACAGUGAUAUUUAGAGGUGGAGCUUUAGGGAGGCAAUUAGGAUUAGAUAAGAUCAUCAAGAGUGCAGCCCCAUAUGUGAGUUCCUGGUGACCAUAAGGAGAGCGAACAAAAAAUUCAUACAACACGUUACCUUACUAUGUGAUACCUGGUGCUGCCUCAAGAUUCUACCAGCUAGAAGGUCGAGAGAUACUACCCCUUGGCCUUGUGCCUUCAGAACCAAGAGUCAAAAUAAAGUUAACCAGGCCUCAGGUAUUUUGUUAUAAUAGUGAAAAACAAUGGAUUAACACAAGUGACAAGUACAUAAUUCCAUGACCAGGCAUAGCAGACUAUAGUGCUGUUAUUUUUACCCAAAGCUGAACUGUUUUAAAGAGUAAACAUUUUUCACCAUGUUGUGUGAUCAAUUUUUAGUGCCCUAAGUAGCUGUUUUUAACAGUUUUGUUCAUACUUGAACUUUUCUAUGCAGGAAAAUAACCCCAUAUCUUCCUGU